GUGCACUUCAUCUCAGUUUCCAUUUUUAUCAUAUUCAGUUCCGUAUCGGUUUACAUUCAGGGAUAAGAGGGAAACGGAAAGAGCGGGAUAGUAGUUGGUAAGGUGUAUGGGCUUCAGCACUUGCAAUGAACGGACAGAAGCCAUCCGGUGUUAAAGAGGUCCUCCCAAAAGCUGGACUUGUGGUCAGCGAGAAGGGCAACCUUACAGAAAUCCUUUGCAAGCCCAAGCUUAUGCCAUUAAAGUCAAUUACCUUACAGAAGCUUGAAGAGAUGGAGUCCAAGAUUGCUGAGAUAUCUAAGCAACAGCAGAACGCCCAGCGCCCAGGGUCGGCAAGGCCACGUUCCUCGAACAACGGUUUCUCCACCUUCUAAUGUUAAUAGGCGCCUAUUAGCAUUGACAUUUUAGCAUCCUAGCCGUUCUAGCAUUUGUAAGAAGUCAGCAGGCCUCUAAGAACGUAGUAAGAAAGCCACGCAACAUGGGUAAAGGCGAACGCCCGGAGCAUAUGGCUCCGCCAGAUAUCUUCUAUAACGAGGACGAAGCUCGCAAGUACACCACCAACAGCCGCAUGAUAGCGAUUCAGUCAACGCUAACACAACGCGCGCUGGAGCUUUUAGCGCUCCCUGAGGAUGGCAUGCCGCGGCUGCUGCUCGACCUGGGCUGUGGCAGCGGCUUGUCCGGGGAGGCGCUCAGCGAGGCGGGGCACGUCUGGGUGGGGAUGGACAUCAGCUCAGCCAUGCUCGACGUAGCGACAGAGCGGGAGGUGGAGGGCGAUCUGCUGUUGGGCGAUCUGGGUCACGGUCUGCCGCUGCGGCCGGGUGCCUUUGACGGCGCCAUCAGCAUCUCGGCGGUGCAGUGGCUGUGUAACGCGGACAGGACAGGGCACGACCCCAGGAAGCGCAUGAAGCGGUUCUUCGAGACGCUGUACAUGAGCCUGCGGCGGGGGGCUCGCGCGGUGCUGCAGGUCUACCCGGAGAACCACCAGCAGGCGGAGAUGCUGGUGGCGGCGGCCAUGAAGGUUGGCUUCUCCGGCGGCAUGGUUGUGGACUACCCGCAUUCCACCCGCGCCAAGAAGUACUUCCUGGUGCUCAUGGUGGGCACCAGCAGCGUCGUGCCACAGGCGCGGGGGCUGGACGGCAGCGAGCCGGAGGACGAGGAGGAGGCGGGGCAUGUCAAGGUCGCCGGUCGAGACCGGAACAAGCGGCGCAAGACGGGUAGCGGCUCGAACACCAAGGGGCGCGAGUGGGUGCUCAAGAAGAAGGAGCAGAUGCGCAAGAAGGGGUACGACAUUGCGCCUGACAGCAAGUACACCGGCCGCAAGCGCAAGCGGAUUAUUUGAGGACGUGUUAGUCUGGCGUGUGCCGCAAGCGCGGUACGGUUAGGGCUAUAUAGUGGCAGGGGCAGGGUUCAGCCGUCAGCGAGACGGGUUCAGGUGCACGUGGGCCAGUAGGGAUGAGGAGGCUCUGGACGGUUUCGGCGCUACCGGUAUGUGAAACAUGCGGUCGGUUGGAGUGGGACAACGUUGUACCGGUAUAUCCGUUCCAGCUGGACAGCUUGCCAGCAAUGUGCUGCCAGCUAUGCUUGCGCGCCGGGCCCCACUCCACUUCUCGCCACUACGCCACUGCUGUACGGCCUGCUCACUAUGUGGUGUAGUUGCUGUUGUCACUUGGGUGGUGGUAGGGUUAGCACGAUGUAGCAGCUACGGCCGCGCCCGUUUGGUCUGGGUCCAAGAGUCAUUGUUCCGUAGGGAGACUGGGAUGAUGAGAUGGGCUAUGUGGAAUGGUAUACAAGGGGCGGAGGCCCUGGCUGAUGAAUGGUUAUUGGUGCGAAAGCCACCGCUGCGGCUUCGGUCGCCCUUCCGUCCUCCAUUUGGGGUGAGGGUGAGGGAAAAGGUGUGUCCUUUUCGACACAAGAGGCUGCGCUAGCAUGGCAUGAGCGGCGGUGACAGUGGUGAUAUGCGGUUUCAUGGUGGCGCUGAUAAGCUGUAUACACUACCGGUGUCCUAAUGUUCCACCGUGGCCACGGAGGGGGCUGCUGGGAAGGCCACUACGUAUUUUUCUUGCGCCACGGUUUCCAGCGGAGGUCGUUUGGCAAGGAUGGGCCACUCUUGUUUGUAGUCGUUGGUUGCCCUGAGGGACGGUGAAGGUGGCGGGUCGUGAACUCUGCGUAGGUUGUUGGAGACGGUUUUUUACUAUGUAAGCGUUAUGGUGGUUGUACAUCAUUUUGUCAAGUCCUGACAUUAGGCUGGCGUUGCCAUUGGACGACAGAGGCGUCGGGUUUCUUUACGCAAAAAAUUACGAACCCGCAAUGAGGGAAGGUUGGGCGCGAAGGGGCGGGCAACAAUU
Molecule: messenger RNA, 2342 nt
Organism: Astrephomene gubernaculifera
Lineage: Eukaryota; Viridiplantae; Chlorophyta; Chlorophyceae; Chlamydomonadales; Astrephomenaceae
Source: the annotation of a GenBank genome assembly